AUGCCGCCCACUCCGCUCCGCUUCAGCCCGCACAAAUUUCAAAUUCGCCGCGCCGCCGUCACGGGCAGCGCCCGCCCCCAUUGGCUGCCGGACGGCGGGCGGGCCGUUGCGCCGCGGGGCGGGCCGGCGGUCUGGGCUCACUGGGAGGAACCUGGGCUGAGGAACCGGGCGCAGAGCUGGAGUCACAAACGCAAAUUUCUGCCAAUUAAACAUGGCUCCUUGGCGAGGAAAGGGCAGGCAGAACGUGCUCAGCAUCGCACAGGCAGCGAUGUGCGGGGCCUCGCAGGCACCCCCAGCACCCCAGGCAGCGGCCGGGGGCUCGAGGGCGGCACCUCAGGCACCCGACGGACAGCCGUUACAGAGCUGCGCUGCUCGCCCUACCUGACGUCGCACACACCGUCCUCUCUUCACAAAGCUGUUGUGAUCGCUCCUAACACUUAUUUCAAACGGCAGAUUUACACAGAUCUUUCGCCGCUCUUACGAAAGAGCUUACCAGCGGCUGAUUUCAGCGAAGGUUACGGCGGGGACCCCGGGGAGGACCCGCAGGCGCGUGGCAGGGCGCGAACGGUCCGCAGACGGCCAGCGCCGUCCCUUCGGGGCGAGCCUCCCGCCCGGCCCCUCCCUCCGCCCGCCGGGGCGGGGCCGGGAGCAGCGCGGGGCGCGCGGCAGACGCGGGCCAGCAUCGCGGGGCGAGCCAUGGGGCCGGGCUCGGCGCGGCUCAACCGGUCCGGCGUUUCGCGGGAGGCCGGCGGCGCCUGCGCGGCGGACGGGCAGCGCGCGGGGCCCUUCUCCGGCGCCGCCGCGGCUCUGCUGGCGGCACUCAUGGGUCUGCUGGUGCUGGUCACGGUGCUGGGCAACGCACUGGUCAUCCUGGCGUUCGUGGUGGACCGGCGCCUCCGCACCCAGGGAGACUUCUUCUUCCUCAACUUGGCCGUCGCCGACCUCCUGGUGGGCGGCUUCUGCAUCCCGCUCUACAUCCCCUACGUGCUGACGGGCGAGUGGAGGCUCGGCCGGGGCUUGUGCAAGCUGUGGCUGGUGGUGGACUACCUGGUGUGCACCGCCUCCGUCUUCAACAUCGUCCUUAUCAGCUUCGACAGGUUCAUCUCUGUCACCAAGGCGGUGAGUUACAGAGCACAGAAAGGGAAGACCAGAAAUGCAAUACUGAAGAUGAUCACUGUAUGGAUUGCUGCUUUUCUUCUCUAUGGUCCAGCCAUUCUCAGCUGGGAGUACGUAGCCCAGAAGAGCAUCCUUCCAGAAGGAGAAUGUCAUGCAGAGUUCUUCUACAACUGGUAUUUCCUAAUGAUUGCUUCUACCAUUGAAUUCUUUACACCUUUCAUCACUGUUACAUACUUCAACUUAAGCAUUUACCUCAAUAUUAGGAAACGCAUAUCCCUUAGAAAUGAAAACUUAUCUCCUGGCCAAGAGGACUGUGAGAUGAGUUUCCGAGGGAAAAAAAGGGAACACACCAUAUUUUUUGUAAAACCUGCUAACAGACAGAAACACAAGAAGAAGAAAGCAAGCAGCCUUUCUCCCCUGCAGAAGGCUUCAAGGCUCAGCCUAUGUAAAUUUGACAGUCAGUCAUUAAAUGUGAAUGCCAAUCAAGACCUUACACCACUUCAGGUGGACGUAGAGACCAAGUCUCAUAGGAACAGUUUCUGUAAAAGUACAGAAGACACAGGCGGCACCACCACGAGAGCAGACGCUGCUGUGACAAACAGAUUUAGACUUACUCGAGAUAAAAGAGUAGCAAAGUCUUUAGCAAUUAUUGUAAGUGUGUUUGGUUUGUGUUGGGCACCUUAUACACUUUUAAUGAUCAUCAGAGCAGCUUGCCAUGGGCACUGUGUGUUACAUUCACUUUAUGAGACUUCGUUUUGGCUUCUGUGGGUGAAUUCAGCCAUUAAUCCCAUUCUGUACCCACUAUGCCACAUGAGCUUCAGGAAAGCCUUUAUCAAACUCCUGUGCCCAGGAAAAGUUAAAAUUCAUCCUCAUAUUUUUAUGUAAAAAAAAAAAAAAAAAAAACCUGUGAAAUUUGUCAGUAAGCACAUCUUGCUUUCAGUGGGAACACAAACUGGCCAAUACUCAUAUGUAAAUAGUAAAUGCACUGUGCACUGAAUAUUUAAGGGAACACUGAUGAGUAAAUAUUCAGGAACUUAUAGAAUACAGUCAUCUGCAUAGCUGAAGAAACAGCAAUCAAUGAAAACAAAGGUAAUUUCUCAAAGCUCUUCAAGGAUUUGCCUACAGUGUACUUUCUGGUGAUGAUGUACUAGCACUGAAGAGACAAAAAGGGAAUACAAAUUUCAUAUCCAACAACUGGGGAGUGUCUCAUUAUUAAUGUUUAAGUAAAACUUAGUUAGUUUGGAUUUGUUAUAUUUUGCCCCCAGCCACUCUGUAAGGACUUCAGGGUCUUAGCUGCUAGGUAUAUGCAUUUUGGGGAGGAAAUCCCCAGUCCCUAACCAACUAAUGGUACCAAGGAAAAGCUUGGAACAAGAGGUACCAGAACAGUCAGGUUACCAGAAAAGCUGAACAACUAUACCAAUAAAGGAACGCUGACUUGGGUGGAAAAGGUGAUUCGUUUCCACCUUCAUUAGCAUCUUCUACAGUUUUACAGACAUUUAAUUCUGAGAACAAUUCAUAGCUAUUGAACAUCCACAGUCACUCAGUGCCACAGCCAAAAAGCAUCUUAGCACAGCUGAUCUGAAAGUUCACUAAUGAUGAAGUUCAUUUUGUAAAAUUUCAAUAAAGGUAAUUACCAACUGUGAAA
This is a messenger RNA of Tympanuchus pallidicinctus (lesser prairie-chicken), 2761 nucleotides long. RefSeq names its product histamine H3 receptor-like. Gene Ontology annotation, molecular function: histamine receptor activity. NCBI's taxonomy places the organism in Eukaryota, Metazoa, Chordata, Aves, Galliformes, Phasianidae. The transcript is spliced from 4 exons. The record is from RefSeq and is a predicted model, not a curated record. Bases 1 to 2001 code for a protein of 666 amino acids. Gene Ontology annotation, biological process: adenylate cyclase-activating adrenergic receptor signaling pathway. Gene Ontology annotation, cellular component: membrane.